AUGGCGGAAAGAGGGGACGCAGUUUACCAGGCCAAACUCGCCGAGCAAGCGGAGCGAUACGAUGAAAUGGUGGAGUCAAUGAAGCAAGUGGCGAGCUUGGACUUGGAGCUGACGGUGGAGGAGCGAAACCUCCUUUCGGUGGCCUACAAGAACGUGAUCGGUGCGCGGAGAGCCUCGUGGAGGAUAAUCAGCAGCCUGGAGCAGAAGGAAGAGAGCAAAGCGAGUGAGGAGAAGCUGGUUAUGUACAGGGACUAUCGGAAGCUGGUAGAAAAAGAGCUGAAAUCAAUCUGCAAAGAUAUUCUAGAAGUACUGGACCAGCAUCUGAUCCCAGCCUCCAUUUCGGGAGAGUCCAAGGUUUUCUACUACAAAAUGAAGGGAGACUACCACAGGUACCUGGCGGAGUUCGCCACCAGCAACGACAGGAAGGAGGCGGCUGAAAACAGCUUAGUAGCUUACAAAGCGGCCAGCGACGUCGCUUCAACCGAACUGCCGCCCACGCACCCCAUUCGCCUGGGACUGGCCCUCAACUUCUCAGUUUUCUACUACGAAAUCCUCAACUCGCCGGACCGCGCUUGCAGGUUGGCGAAGGAAGCCUUUGACUGUGCCAUCGCCGAACUGGACACGCUGAGCGAGGAGAGCUACAAGGACUCGACGCUCAUCAUGCAGCUGCUACGUGACAACUUGACACUUUGGACCUCAGACUUACAGGGAGACGGUGAGGAACAGAACACAGAAGCACCGCCAGAAGCGGAGGAAGAGGUCCAGUGA
Molecule: messenger RNA, 768 nt
Organism: Nerophis lumbriciformis (worm pipefish)
Lineage: Eukaryota; Metazoa; Chordata; Actinopteri; Syngnathiformes; Syngnathidae
Source: RefSeq, a predicted model, not a curated record